Vollenhovia emeryi is the source of this 1089-nucleotide messenger RNA. RefSeq lists its product as uncharacterized. NCBI's taxonomy places the organism in Eukaryota, Metazoa, Arthropoda, Insecta, Hymenoptera, Formicidae. The record is from RefSeq and is a predicted model, not a curated record. The transcript is spliced from 2 exons. The coding region runs from base 1 to 1089 and encodes 362 amino acids.
AUGGAUGUGAAUAUAUUCGCCGACUUAUUAGGAAUGCUUUCUCCAUACCUGACAAAGAAAAGUCCGAAAGCUUUAUCACCUGAGCAACGUCUCGCAAUUACUCUCAGAUAUCUAGCUACAGGUGACCAGAUGCUGUCAAUAGCAUUAGCUUAUCGUGUUGGCGAAUCAACAGCACACGCUGUUGUAAAAGAAACAUGUGCUGCGAUAGUUACUGCAUUGUCACCUAUUUAUUUACGUACUCCAAAUGAAGAAGAAUGGAAAGAAAUUUGUGCAGGAUACCUACAACACUGGAAUUUCCCUAAUUGUGUUGGAGCGAUAGACGGGAAGCAUGUACAAAUCCAGGCACCGCCAAAUUCUGGCAGUUUAUAUUAUAAUUAUAAGAAAACUUUUAGCAUAGUACUGCUAGCUGCAUGUGAUUAUAAUUAUAAAUUUACUCUGAUAGAUGUCGGUUCAUAUGGUAGCGAAUCUGACAGUGGAAUUUUUAAUGAAUCUAAUCUGUCAGCAGCAUUUCGUGAUAACACUUUGCAUUUGCCAAAGGGUACUGCAAGAUUGCCAGGUUCGGAAUUACAAACGCCAUGUUUUUUUGUCGCGGACGAUGCUUUUGCUCUCACAGAACACAUGAUGAAACCAUACUCAAAGAGACAUCUUAGCGAUAAAGAACUAAAUUUCAACUAUCGACUUUCUCGCGCUAGACGUACUAUUGAAAACGCUUUUGGUAUUUUAGCCGCUCGGUGGAGAAUUUUUCGAAGGCCAAUUGCCAUUAACCCUUGUUAUGCUGAUAACAUUGUUGUAAGUGCUCUUUGUCUCCACAAUUUCUUGAAAGUAGUUAACGAUGAGCAACCUGCAUCAAAGAGAAUGUAUUGUCCACCAAAUUUCGUCGAUUGCGAAGAUACAAACGGCAAUGUAACACCAGGAGCUUGGAGAUCUGUCGAAAGAACUCAAAUGCAAGCUAUUAGAAGAAGACCUCCAUGCCGUGCGGCACAAAAAGCAUUUCAACAAAGAGACGCUUUGGCACAAUAUUUCUUGACUCCAGAGGGCGAAGUACCAUGGCAGUAUGAAUAUAUCCAAAGAGGACGAUAUGCUGCUUGA